This is a messenger RNA of Adineta ricciae, 639 nucleotides long. Lineage: Eukaryota; Metazoa; Rotifera; Eurotatoria; Adinetida; Adinetidae. The record is from the annotation of a GenBank genome assembly.
AUGUCCACAGGUGUUUACGCACCGUUCAUAUUUGUAAAAAAAGAAGAGAAACCGCUUGUGACAGACGAUGGUCCAACUGAAUCAGAUCGACGAGUAUUCACCGUGCUUGAACAUCUGAUGGGAUCACGGCGAAAGUGGGGAGGUAUUGAUAAUCGAUUGAUUCCAAGCGAUGGAUCAGGAAGAAUACCUGGCAUGGGCACAGCAGGAAUGGCGAAAGAAGAAUUACGCGUGAAAAGAUUCAUGGAGAGUUGUACAUUCAAAGCAAUUAUCAGUUGUGCUGGAGGCUUUGUGCUGGGUAUUGGUCUUGGUGUGUUCACAGCAAGUAUCGAUCCGAUGUCAACUAUCCAGACGACUACACCAGGUGCAACACCAACGAUCAAAGAUGUUUGGAGAGAAAUGAAAGCACGAUCGUUGAGUUAUGCGAAGAACUUUGCGGUUGUCGGUUUAGUGUUUAGUACGAUUGAAUGUAACAUCGAAUCGUAUCGAGCGAAAUCAGAUAUUCGAAAUGGAACUUAUGCAGGUUUUGUAACUGGUGGCUUAUUAGGAUUUCGCGCUGGACUACAAGCAGGUCUUUUCGGUGCUGUUGGUUUCGCUGCCUUUUCUACCUUGAUUGAGUAUUAUCUCUUAAAUCAUCAUUAG